This is a messenger RNA of Apis dorsata (giant honeybee), 2558 nucleotides long. RefSeq lists its product as uncharacterized. NCBI's taxonomy places the organism in Eukaryota, Metazoa, Arthropoda, Insecta, Hymenoptera, Apidae. Bases 285 to 2039 code for a protein of 584 amino acids. The record is from RefSeq and is a predicted model, not a curated record. The transcript has a single exon.
UGCACUUAAGAUAAAUGAAAUUUUCACACGAGGGAAUGAAAGCGUGGAAAGGAACGAUGCUUUCAGUUGUCACUUCCUCACAGUGUUUGCUUCUUAACGUUGGUUUUCCCAAGUCUUCCAUUUUAUUCUUCGAACGAUCAUUAAAAAAACUUAUCUUCAAUUCCCACUUCGAGAAAUAUAGUAAGUACAAUAUCGUUUUAUUUAAAAAAUAACAAUAAUAAUAAUAAUCACCCAUAAUAACCCGCAUUCUUUUAGAAAUUAUUCGCUCGAGGAAUGUUGCAAAAAUGACCAUGAUUCUACCGUUAUACCUGUUAACCCUUCAACAAAUGAAUUAUCCGUACCAUUUACCGAUCAUCGAACGAUCCGUCAAAGAUCUUCUCGACACGAGCCAAUUUUUGAACGUCCUAUUCGUCGUUCAAAAUUCUCUCGGCCGUGAUCCCUUGGACGAUCUCCAGUUGAUCGACGAGAUCUACAAAACCGUGUCACGCACCAUACCGACGAAUUUCGUUUCCUUCAACGACUCGAUCCCGAUCGAAUUACCGGACAUCGACGCGACCGAGUCUACGCUCAUCUUAUACUCGUACGUGGCGAAAGAUUUCCCUGAUCGCCGUCGAAGAGAGGACAUCGCCCGUUUCAUAGAGCACUGCCAGAACCGGUCCAAAGUAUUGUUGAUAACCAAGCUCGAGGAGAUAAACUGCAACUUCGAGGGAUUUUUAAAACAGAUCUGGUACGACGAGUUGAUCGACAUGACGGUGUUAGAGUUAUCCAACAACUCUCAACUCUCGAUAACCAUGCACGUUCAUCGAUACAACCCUUUCACCAACACGUACGAUCGAACGCCGUACACCCCGACUCUCGACUGGUUCCCCAACAAGUUGAUCGAUCUUCACGGCCACCCGUUUCGCGCUACCAUUUUGGAACGCGAAGGCUACAUAAAUCUGACGGUCGACUCUCGAUCCUGUCCUAUCUCGUACAAGGGUCCCGACGUGAAACUCCUUCACACGCUUGCACGCAUCAUGAACUUCACGAUCGUGAUGCUGCCCAACAACGACGCCCUUACGAGCCUGAUGGACGGCGAUCUGGACAUCAUAAUACCGAAGCUACCGUUAUUCCCCGAUCCGCGUUUCGACCUGUUGGACCACACGUUGCCGUUCGAGUACGAGAAGUGGUGUCCAGUCGUACCGAUCACGUACCAAGUGAACACCAUCGAGUCACGAGCUUUCGCAGCUAUAAUCGCGAAUAUAGUGAUCCUUCUCGCGUUCUGGGCAAUAUCGGCUCUGUUGAGGUUCGAGAAGAGGUUGUGGCAACCGUUGAAGAUAUUCGGGAUCUUGAUCGCGACGAGCGUCUCGAUGAAGCCGGACAGAACGUUGGAGAGGAUCGUGUUCUUCCUGAUUGUAUUGGCGUCCGUCAUGUACUCGGCCAAUCUUUACGUCGACUUGACGAGCGUAAGCAUGGCGGACACGAUGGAGACCGAGUACAAGAGUUACAAAGAUCUGGACGAAUCCGGAUUGACGCCUGUCGUCCUCCACAUGAUAUUCAACGUCACCUUCUUCACCGACGACCAGGCAUUCAACUCGUUGAAGAGGAAGGCGAUCGCCGACGAGGACAUGGAAAAUUGCACCGACGUUCUGUCCAGAUACAGAAACGUUACCUGUUUCAUGGAGUUGAGAGGGAUAAACGCGUUGAUUUACUCCCAAGCGAAGAGGGAUUCGGCUACUAUGAAGGUGUGCAGAAAUUUGUGCUACGCAAAACCUCACGCGACUUACUUUCUAAGGAAGCACUCGCCGUUCAGGAGUAAAUUCGAUACGAUCAUAUCGAGGUUGGAGGCGGCAGGUAUUCGCAAGAAGUGGCACUACGAUUUCGUAGGGAAAUUUUUUCCAAAAAAGGCGCGUCCUGUUAAUCGAAAUUUGUACGAAUCGUCGCUCGUCUGGAAUCUGGUUUACGUAGGGGUGAUUGGAUUCUUGUCGUCAAUCGUGGCGUUUUUUUGCGAAAUUCUCGUGUACCACGCGCACAAAAGAAGGAAAAAUGAUCGAACGUGAAACUAUAUAUAUAUAUAUAUUAGUGUGUAUCGAUGUGUUUUCGCGUUUUUUAAAAUUAAAAAGUUAAUCGAUGUAUAAAGAAAUCGCUUUGUAGGGUUUCUAUAGGGACGAUCUAUCGAUUAAAAUAUUACGUGCAAAUAUAGUAUAGGCUGUGAUCUUUUUGAAAUGAUAAAUCUACGCUUCGAACAAUUUUCGUUGCAUCGUUUAUCAGAUUUAUCACGUUUGAUAUUACAAAUUUCAUCUAUCAUCUUCUUAUAUUUUAAAAUAAUUUCCAGUUAUUCUAAUAUAUUGUUAGAAGCAAUCGACAGGCGAAAUGUCAGUUGAAAUAAUUCGAUAUUGGAGCGGAUUGAAAUUCUGAAAAGGAACCCGAAGCUUCGCCCCAAUCCAAUAAUAAAUUGGAAACCACAAAGCGGAAAAUUUGUCGAUUUUCUUCCUUUUUUAAUUGAUCCAUCGGCUAGAAGCGUUUAAAAUAACUUGGAAAGUUAUGGAGAAGUGAAAAAUUUAAGAAUCAAAGGUGGG